Molecule: messenger RNA, 1230 nt
Organism: Cyphomyrmex costatus
Lineage: Eukaryota; Metazoa; Arthropoda; Insecta; Hymenoptera; Formicidae
Product: putative odorant receptor 92a
Exons: 5
Coding region: 1-1230 (409 amino acids)
Biological process (GO): sensory perception of smell; detection of chemical stimulus involved in sensory perception of smell
Cellular component (GO): plasma membrane
Molecular function (GO): odorant binding; olfactory receptor activity
Source: RefSeq, a predicted model, not a curated record
AUGAUCGCGAGCAUGUCGCCGGCCGACCAUCGCGCGCUAUUCCAAAACUUUAAUUACAGGUCCGACGCGGAGUACGUGUUAAGAGUCGCCAAAAUCCUGUUGACGCCUGUUGGCAUUUGGCCACUUUACGGGGAUGAUUCUACAAUGUAUAAAAUUAAAUACUAUUUCCAGACGAGCAUCGUAUUUUGCUUAAUGUGUUUUUUACUCGUCCCGCACAUCAUAUAUACUUUUUUUGAUGCGGAGGAUCUAACAAGAUACAUGAAAGUUAUAGCCGCUCAGGUGUUCAGUUUGCUGGGUAUCAUCAAGUUCUGGACAAUGAUCAUCAACAAAAACGACAUCAAGUGCUGCCUGAAGGAGAUGGAAAUUCAGUACAGGGAUGUGGAGAGCGAAGAGGAUCGACUGGUGAUGGUAAAGAACGCCAAAGUCGGUAGGCAAUUCACGAUGAUGUAUUUGGUAUUAUUGUAUGGUGGCGCGUUGCCUUAUCAUAUAAUUAUGCCAUUGGUGGCGGAUAAAGUCGUUAAGGAGGACAACACGACUCAUUUACCUCUGCCUUAUCUCAGCGACUAUAUCUUUUUUGUGGUGGAAGAUUCACCAUUUUACGAGAUUCUCUUCGUCGUUCAAAUCGUGUUUAGCACUAUGAUCUUGUCUACGAACUGCGGUGUUUACAGUUUAAUCGCCAGUUGUGUGAUGCAUGCCUGCUGCUUGUUCGAGAUCGCUCGCAGACAUAUGGAAACAUUGUUAGUUGGUGGAAUUGAUGAUCUUCAUGAACGAUUCAAUUGGAUCAUCACGCACCACAUGCGAGCUCUCAGAUAUGUUGAAAUGAUUGAAAAUUCAUUAAAUAUCGUUUUUCUAUCAGAAAUGAUCCUAUGUACUAUUAUCAUAUGCUUUCUUGAAUAUGGUGUUCUCAAGGAGUGGGAAGACAGUAAAUUUUUUGGUGUAAUUAUAUAUUUUAUAUUAGUCAUUUCGAUUUUUGUAAAUGUUUUUACUUUAUCGACUAUCGGCGAUCGUCUUAAAGAAGAGAGUGGAAAGAUCGGAGAAGUGUCAUAUUCCAUCGAUUGGUACAUGGUACCAACAAAGAACGUAAAUGGUUUAAUUAUGGUGAUGAUCAGAUCAAACCGUCCGUCGACUCUGACAGCUGCUAAAAUGUUUGAUAUCUCUCUUCAGAGUUUUUGCGAAGUAUGUAAAACAUCGAUGGCGUAUUUGAAUUUUAUACGAAUGCUUACAAAGUAA